CUAACUCAACCUGGAGGACAAGACGCAGUGACACCUCUUGAGUCUACAGAAGGCCAAUGGGUUUCUGGUAUAACAAACAAUAUUCCUAGAGGAUCAGACAACCUUAUACCAAUUGAAGUGGUUCAAUGUAAA
Messenger RNA from Racocetra fulgida, 132 nucleotides. Lineage: Eukaryota; Fungi; Glomeromycota; Glomeromycetes; Diversisporales; Gigasporaceae. The record is from the annotation of a GenBank genome assembly.